AUGUUCGCCUCCUCAUCCUCACUCAGACUAUACGCGCUCGCCACUUCGGCUGCUCUUGCUCGCGCGUCGGCUCUAGGUCCGCGCUCGUACGCCGGGGACGCUGUUGACGCCAACGAGCUGCAUGCGUAUGACGGGGUCGAGCUUGUACAUGUGCGCCGACAGGUGCCGGACGCGGAUACCAUCCACUUCAACGUCCUGCACCACCUCUCCGGCAUCGCACCCUACUUCGACUCCCCUGGCGUCGGACUGCAACCGCAGGUCCCGGCAGGAUGCAGCGUCGAGGGCGCGAGCUAUCUAUUGCGGCACGGCGACAUCUACGCGAACGACUUCGACUACGAGUCCUACCUCGGCCCCUUCGGCUCGAAGGUCGCGAACUACACGUCCAAGUCUGACUUCGCCAACUUCGCGCCGUUGUCGUUCCUGCAGAGCUGGAGCUCGCCCAUCACGAACGAGACGGAGCAGGUCGAGAAGCUGACGCCGACGGGCGCCGCGGACGCUCAGGCGCUUGGGAAGCUGUUUGCUAAGCGCUACGCCUCGCUGCUUGCGUCCACGUCUGAGGGCGAGAACGUGACGCUCUGGGCCGCCUCGAGCGAUCGCUCCACGCAGACCGCGCAGAACUUCAUUCAGGGUCUCGGGUCCAACACCUCGGCUUCGCUCGCGCUGCAGAUUAUCCAGGAGGAGGAGGAUCAGGGCGCCGACACGCUUACGCCGCACGAGUCGUGCGACACGUACGAGGGCAGCUCUGGCUCCGAGCAGAGCGCCGCGUGGAGGAAGGUGUUUACUGCCGCCCCGAUCGCACGCUUCAAUGCUGCUGUGCCGGGAUUCAACUUCACGGAGACGGACAUCGUCGCGAUGAUGGAAUUCUGCGGGUACGAGAUGGUGAUCAAUAACAGCAGCAACUUCUGCUCGUUCGACAUCUUCACGCCGGAGGAGUGGUUGGGCUUUGAGUACAUGAAUGACAUCAUGUACAACUAUAACAUCGGCUACGGCUUCACUGCUUCGCCGUCGCUUGGCACACCCUGGCUCUCAGCGACCGCCGCUGCGCUCGGCCUUGGCAACGCGACGCUCAACGCGACCACCGAGUCUCAGAAGAUCUACCUCUCCUUCUCGCACCGCGAAGAGCCCGCCUUCAUCGCCUCCGCCCUCGGCCUCUUCAAUGACUCUGGCGUAACCGGCGCACCCAUCAACGAGUCCCUCCCCACAGACCGCAUCAACUACGACCGCGCAUGGCGCACCUCGCGCCUCCUCCCUUUCCUCGGCCACGUUGGCCUUGAGCGUAUAACCUGCACCAACGCAACGGGCGCGCAAGAGGGCACAUACGUCCGCGCGAUCGUCAACGGCGCGCCGAUGCCGCUGCCGAGCCCGUGCAACCAGGACGGACCGGGCGAGAGCUGUGCGGGCGCGGACUUCCAGACGUUCGUGCAGACGCGCGCGGAGAUGUAUGAUUUCGCGACGGACUGCGCGAACACGGAGGGCGAGGACGCGAUCUCGUUCUUUGCGAACAUCACGACUGCUAUGACUGCUUGA
Messenger RNA from Peniophora sp. CBMAI 1063, 1527 nucleotides. Lineage: Eukaryota; Fungi; Basidiomycota; Agaricomycetes; Russulales; Peniophoraceae. The record is from the annotation of a GenBank genome assembly.